Molecule: messenger RNA, 1556 nt
Organism: Dipodomys ordii (Ord's kangaroo rat)
Lineage: Eukaryota; Metazoa; Chordata; Mammalia; Rodentia; Heteromyidae
Gene: Lypd6b
Product: LY6/PLAUR domain containing 6B
Exons: 5
Coding region: 75-596 (173 amino acids)
Molecular function (GO): acetylcholine receptor regulator activity
Source: RefSeq, a predicted model, not a curated record
AGGAGGAAGAAGAGGAGAAAGAGAAGAAUAACCUAAGAACGACAUAUGACAUUGACCUAAUUCCUGAAGUCAGAAUGCUGCUCAUCUGUCAUGCUCUAGCUGUGGCUGUCAUCCAGAUAUUUAUCUUCUCAGAAAAUCGAGCGUUUGCCAAAAACAUCAAUUUCUACAAUGUGAGGCCUCCCCUCGACCCCACACCAUUUCCAAACAGCUUCAAGUGUUUUACCUGUGAAAAUGCAGGGGAUAAUUACAAUUGCAAUCGAUGGGCAGAAGACAAGUGGUGUCCACAAAACACCCAAUAUUGUUUGACAGUUCAUCACUUCACCAACCAGGGAAGAAGUACCAUCACCAAAAAGUGUGCAUCUAAAAAUGAAUGCCAUUUUGUUGGCUGCCGUCACAGUCAAGAUUCUGAACAUACGGAAUGUAGGUCUUGCUGCGAAGGAAUGAUCUGCAAUGUCGAGUUGCCCACCAACCACUCAAAUGCAGUCUUUGCUGUAAUGCAUGCUCAGAGAACAUCUGGCAGCAGUGCCCCCGUGCCCUCCCUACCAGUAUUUGCCUGGGUCUUCAUGCUUCUGCUGCUACGAUACCACCAUCCCUAGGAGGGAUAGAGACUAGCCCUCGAAAGCACAAGGCAGAAACAGUGUGUGCAGUGAACUUUGGAAUGAAGACCUAUCUUGCACUUGGUGAACAGCACACAUUGGACCCUGAAACAAGCCAGUGGUUUGCACUGAGGAUGGGGACUGUAGGGACUGAGAGGACUGACUGCCUCCCAGGCUUUCAAUCAAAGUAAAAGUUCUACAGGGAAGACCCUGCCAGAAUCUCUGACACUUUACAGUAGCCUAAUAAGUCCUAAAAGACUGAAAGGACCUCUUGACCUCAUGGACUCCCUCAGAGGCUGCUGGAUCAGACUCUCUGGUUUCUAUGAUUCACUCAGAGCAUCUCUGUGAAAUCUAACCCUCCCCCCCUCCAAGAGAAAAGUUUCCCUAAUGUAUCAGUUAGCUUUCUAUUACUAUAACAAUUAUCUGAGAUAAUCAACUUAUAAAAAAGGAAAGGUUUACUUUGGCUGGCAGUUUUGGAGGAUGGCAUCCAUACUAGUUAACCUAGUUAUAUUUGGGUGUGGUGAUGAGAAAGAAGAGCCAGGAUCCUAAAACCCUUUUCAAGAGUAUUCCCUCAUUGACCUAAAACCUCCCAGUAGUCCCUGCCACUGAACGGCUCUCCUACCUUCUAAUAGCACCACAGAUUGGAAACAAAGCCUUUAACACAUGGGUUUUUCAGGGGACACUCAGACUCCAGGCUAUAGCACUCCUGAGCAUAGUCGACAGGAAAAGCAACUGUAAAAAGAAAACUUCCAGUUGAAAUAAUAUGGAAUUUAUUUGCCACUUGUGAGGGGAAUGGGUGGGGGAAUAAAGCUGUGGAUUAUGCAAGUAAAUGCAUGCUGUGUAUUUGUUGACUGACACAAAGGUCUCUGAUGAAACGUUUACCAGAGUCACUGAACUUGUGUUUCCACAUACUGUGGGUGAUACAUGCUAGAUUUAAAAAUAAACUUUCCUUCUAACGUG